ACAUCCUUCCUCGCGGAUUCAAAAGUUGGCAGAUAAGAGCAUCAAAAAUUAUGAAGUUAUGUAUUUUAUUUAUAUGGAAUCAGCAGUUGGUAUGCUCUCUCUGUACCCAUCCGCUGCUUUGGAUACAGGCAUACCAGUGAAAGAUGGAGGCCACGGUGAUCCUUUGCUUUCACUUUGUGGUAGAAUCCUCUGCUUUUCAUCUCCAUCUUUCAAUGGGAUUCUAUCUUCUGUCAGACCAUCCUCUGCUUUGAAAGAACGCAAAUCUCAGGCUGUUGUUAAUUUUUGGAGGAAUAUAGGUAAUCUCCAAAAUAAAGCCAGGCUCGGCGAAGAACUGUUUACCAUGCACUUUGAAGGAUUUACAGAACUGAUUCGGAACAGAAGUAGUAAUUUAACUCAUGAGCCCGAAGAUAGCGAUGAGACUGUUACCAGUUCAAUUCAUAUGAACUCUGACAGUGAAAAAGAUGAAGAUUUCGAAGAAGCAUAUUAUGCGUACAUUAUUGAUUUGGAUGAUGUUGCAAACCAAAUAAAACCUCUAUUUUGCUCUGAUGACGAAUGGACUGCCAUUACUUCCAUCCCGCAAAUAUCAACAGAAUUACCUCGUUCCGUGGAAGAGCAACUUGACUUUUAUUUGAAAAAUUCUGAUAUUAAAAAAAUACGGGACUCCUUUAAAUCUUACCAAGGAGCCAUUCCAUUUACGGAUGUGGACGAAUAUACUCGUAGAGUCUUCGAUUACUUCCUUUUUUGUCUUGAAACCCGGCCAGAAUAUUUCUCGCAACGACCAGCCAACGAGUCAACAUUCCGCGCAAGGUUUAUAGAGCCUAUUAUCGAACCGUUUGUUUUCAUAUUCAAGGACUUGAUGGAUAUAACAUGGGGUGAAAUUUCGAGUACGUCUUCGGCUACCCGACGAAAUUUCAAACUAGCAGAGGGUAAAAGACGUAGAAUUGGAUCAAAGGCUGAUGAUAUUGGGUCCCUCGUUAGCAAAGAUGACAAGGAACUUCUUAUUUUUGAGUUAUCUGGAGCACCAACCCGGCUUCCAGCUAGACACACAGGAGAUGACAAAAUUAAACUCGAUGAAUGCAUGGUGGAUGCGCUCAAUAAUCUCCUCGAAGACUUUAAGGAAUGCGAAUUUGAGCUGGCCAAAAAGCUCAAGGUAUUUGGAUUUCAGACGGAAGGCUUUUAUUGUUCCAUCUCUGCGGUGGAAAUAGUUGGACGUGGAAUCUAUCGUCGAAGAACAUUGUCCCGGUUCUCUUUGCCAACAACGGUGCUAGAUUUAUAUUACCUUUAUGACCUCUUUCGAGCCAUGUUUUGUUUUCGAGAUGAACUAGCAACAUUAUUAAUAAUUAUCCAAAAACUCAAAAUUGCAAAGGCCCGAAAACUUAAAAUAGAUGAUCCAGUUG
Messenger RNA from Ambispora leptoticha, 1397 nucleotides. NCBI's taxonomy places the organism in Eukaryota, Fungi, Glomeromycota, Glomeromycetes, Archaeosporales, Ambisporaceae. The record is from the annotation of a GenBank genome assembly.